This is a messenger RNA of Staurois parvus, 402 nucleotides long. The record is from the annotation of a GenBank genome assembly. Lineage: Eukaryota; Metazoa; Chordata; Amphibia; Anura; Ranidae.
CUGGCCUCCACUCAGUGUCCUCCACCCCUCUCUGCCAAUCCCUCCACUGGCCUCCAUUCAGCGUCCUCCACCCCUCUCUGCCAAUCCCUCCACUGGCCUCCACUCAGUCGUCCUCCACCCCUCUCUGCCAAUCCCUCCACUGGCCUCCAUUCAGUGUCCUCCAUCCCUCUCUGCCAAUCCCUCCACUGGCCUCCAUUCAGCGUCCUCCACCCCUCUCUGCCAAUCCCUCCACUGGACUCCAUUCAGCGUCCUCCACCCCUCUCUGCCAAUCCCUCCACUGGCCUCCAUUCAGCGUCCUCCAUCCCUCUCUGCCAAUCCCUCCACUGGACUCCACUCAGUGUCCGCCAUCCCUCUCUGACAAUCCCUCCACUGGACUCCACUCAGUGUCCGCCAUCCCUCUCU